This is a messenger RNA of Dermacentor andersoni, 2442 nucleotides long. RefSeq lists its product as uncharacterized. Gene Ontology annotation, cellular component: cleavage furrow; midbody; nucleus. Lineage: Eukaryota; Metazoa; Arthropoda; Arachnida; Ixodida; Ixodidae. The record is from RefSeq and is a predicted model, not a curated record. Gene Ontology annotation, biological process: mitotic spindle midzone assembly; Rho protein signal transduction; mitotic cytokinesis. Gene Ontology annotation, molecular function: GTPase activator activity.
AGUCGGCGCGGUGUCCAUUGUCGUGUCGCCAGCAUCGCCUCCACAUGUGCUUGUCCACUGGUCUGGACUCUUGCUUGUAUGGAAAGGAGGCAUUUGAAUGGACAUGCCGUAACGCCGCAACCUCUGGCAGUUCGCUCAAGCGAGUGAAAGUUGCGAUUUAGGUACUGCGUACGCUGUAUUCGCCUACCGAAUUUCGGAUUAACUUUUCAAUUUAGCAUCUUAGAAUCUCGUAUCCACAAUGAACCACAAGGACAUACCAAAGAUGUCCGUGACAGCGCAGUUCGACGAUUUCUGUCGAAGAUUCACUGGCGAUGACGACGAAGUAUUGAGCACAAUGCUAGAUUUUGUGAGGAACCAGGAAGUGUGCAGGCAGAGAUGGGAAGCAGCAGAAAAGUGUUGCAGCAGACUCGUGAAAGACAACGAGUCCCUGGUUCUGGUGAACUCGGAGCUUCAUGCAAAGCUGCGUUACACAAGGGAUGUGCUUGAAAAGGAGGUCCAGAGAAAACUGAAAUGUGAAGCGCGCCUGGAAGCCCUGCAAGCACAGCUUGACCAGGUCCGCUACUGCGUCUUUGGCCAAAGCUUUGAGAACAGGGAGCACCACAUGGUCAGGAUCUUGAAGAAUGUUCUCAGUCAGGAUAAUUUUGUGAGCACCAUGGUCGACAAGUCAGUGCAGUCUGUGCUCUCCCCAACAAGCACCACCUUCUCAAGCCUGGCGCAUCAUAGUGAAGACCUUGCAUCGAGGGAGGUUAGCGGGGAUACUCACCACAUAUUGCUUGGCCCGGUUCCUCUUCCAUGGGGUCCUGCCGGGCCUGCCAGCACUGGGCCGGACCCUUGCGGAUCAGCUCCCCCUAGACCUGGGCCCAUUCCUUCGAAACCUACUGCUGCUGAACGAUGCACUUCUGGACUUGGCCCUGCUCCUGCCAAAGUUCACUUUGAGCUCUCAGGUUCCCAAAAGACAAGCACUUGCAGCGGUUCCCAUGAGACCAGCGGCCGUGGUGAGGUGUUUGCCACGACCAUGACUGUGGUGGCAGGGGAGCCUGGUUAUGUAGCAACAGUCACAUCCCAGAUGGAAGGUAGCAUCAGCAGCAGCAACUCGUCUCACCAGCGAUUUCGGCGCAGUCGCAGUGGGCCAGCCCUGCUUGUUCAGCACUCCCAGAAAGCCAAGGAGAAGGUGGCAUCUGUGCCUCGAUCAAACCCUGUGCUGGAGGAGAGUGGCCUGGAGGAAGAAUCGGGUUUUGUCUCGAGGCUGGAACGCUUGGGGCCCCAGAAGAGCAGCACCCCUGUUCCUGACACAUUCCAGCAGCAACAGCCACACACCUUCAUCAGUCGGCCCGCCGUCAACCCCGAGAACUGCACCGCAUGCGACAAACGCAUCCGUUUCUACAAGGCCUCGUUCCAAUGCGGUGCCUGCGGCAUCGUCUGCCACCCGGAGUGCAAGAGCCUUGUUCCUCUUCCAUGUGGUCUUAGAACACCACCUCCGGAGGCCAGAGGUGCAAGUCACAGUGCAGCAGCAAAGAGCAGCCCGGGUUUCCUGACCGACUAUGCGCCCUCCGAGCCACCGUUUGUGCCACCUCUGGUGGCUCACUGUAUUCGGGAGGUGGAGCGGAGAUGCCUCCAAGAGAGGGGGCGGCUCUACGGUUCAGCAGCGCCACCUGAGGAAGUGGACGCGCUGCUUGGACAGUUGUUGAGUGGCCGAGACGUGCCUGUUCUUAGUGGUCACAGCUUGCCAGUGGUGUGCGGAGCUCUGAUGAAAUUCCUGGCUGCCCUGCGGGAAACCGUUAUCACCAAGUCGGUCUGGCCGUUACUCGCCGAGGCUGCUGUGACACGUGACGAGGACAAGGAGAACCGUACGUGGAGGCUCCUAGACGCAACACGACGGCUGCCGGCUGCCAAUCGCACUGUGCUGGCAAGACUACUGGUACACCUGAGGAGUGUGUCGGCCACGUCGCUUGGCGGCGACGGCCGAUCUCUCGACGAGCUGGCAACUGUGUUUGCACCCGUGGUGGUGGGCAGUUCAGAAAACAACCCGCCCACCGAGGUACAAGAGCGGGACAAACCCCUGCGGGAUCUGAUUAUGCACUGCCUUCUUGGUGUACCAGACGUUUAUUGGAUGGACAAUGCUGCUCCUGCGAGCUCUGACCCAAUGGAAACGGUGCAGCAGGAGACAAGGCCAGGAACGACGGCAGGUGAUUGCUGCACAGCGGGGUGGAAGGAGGCCAUCAAGAGCAAGCUAAGGCGAUCGAUUGGCGUGGGCUCCUUGGACACUGGAAACAGGAAGUGACAGAGCCACACAGUGAUGUUUAAUGGCAGUCUUCUCCCUUCCACACGAGCACAGUUUUGCUUUUUAUUUAUUGACUUAACCGCUAUAUUUUAACUUAUACGAAGCCUGUACAGGCCAAGAGAUGUGAUACGCCUAGUCAAUAAACCAUUUUAUAGUUUCCA